Messenger RNA from Hirsutella rhossiliensis, 1731 nucleotides. Its product is annotated as amidase domain-containing protein. The transcript is spliced from 5 exons. The coding region runs from base 1 to 1731 and encodes 576 amino acids. The record is from RefSeq and is a predicted model, not a curated record. Lineage: Eukaryota; Fungi; Ascomycota; Sordariomycetes; Hypocreales; Ophiocordycipitaceae.
AUGGCAACUUUGCUUGAAAACCAGCCCAUUUUCCCCUCCCAGUUUACGGGCGGUCCAGGCGAAGCCGCCGCUUCGACGGAAGCAAGCAUGAGCCCUGUAUCGUGGCAGGCUGUCGCCGAGCGCGUUCAAAAUGAUCGAGCCUCGGCCAUUCCGGCAAAAUGGGUGAUUCCACCGGCGAAGCUAGACGCGGCGCAACGGUCAACCACGCGAGUGAUCGAUCUACUACCGAGCCUAUUGUCUCACCAUGAGCUGCAAAUCACGGCGCUUGGUGCGUCCGCCCUGGCGGCCAAGAUCAGAGGCGGGGGGUAUUCGUGCCUGCAGGUCGCCGAGGCAUUCUUGCAUCAAGCUGCUGUUGCCCACCAGUUGACCAACUGCUUGACCGAGAUCUUCUUCGCCGAGGCUCUGGAGCAAGCUCGUCAGCUCGACCAUGUUCUCCAGACUACCGGUAAACCGGUCGGCCCUCUGCACGGGGUGCCCGUGUCCGUAAAGGAUCAUUUCAAUGUCAAGGGCCAGCGUACGACGGCGAGCUACAUCUGCUUUGCCGCCCUGCCCGUCAAGGAUAACGACGCUCACAUUGUGGAGAUACUGCGCAACGCCGGUGCCGUGCUGUAUGCGAAGACCAACAACCCGCAAUGCAUGAUGGCGCUGGAGACGGUGAGCAACAUCUAUGGACGGACGCUCAAUCCUUGGAACACAAAGCUGGGUGCUGGCGGCUCCAGCGGCGGGGAGGGCGCACUCCUUGCCCAGCACGGCUCGCCCCUCGGCGUCGGUUCGGACAUCGGAGGGUCGGUCAGGGUGCCGGCAGCCUUCAAUGGUCUGUACGCCUUCAGGCCAUCGGCAAACCGCGUCCCCAUGUUUGGGCUUGAAUGCACCAUGGUGGGGUUCGAGUCAAUCAUGGCUGUUGCGGGACCGAUGGGACACAACGUCGAGGAUCUCGAGCUGUUCUUCCAGAUUGUCUCUGACGCCAAGCCGUGGCUGACGGAACCGCUCAUGGCCAUGCCCUGGAGGUCACAGAUUGAUUCUAUGCAGAGCGAAAAGCUGAGAAUCGGCAUCAUGGUCUGGGACGAGGUUGUCAUGCCGCACCCCUACAUCACAAGGGUCAUCAAGGACGUCGCGGCCAAGCUAAAGGAGGCCGGCCAUGAUGUCUUUGAUUUUGAACCAUACGACCACAGAAGAGCGUGGGAGGAGAUUACACUGCCCUCGUAUUUCACAGACGACGCCCUGAACAUGAAGAAGGCUCUUGCAGCGGGCAACGAACCCAUGCUCCCGUCUGCCAAACGUCUGAUAGAGGAUCCCAUUGUGAGGGAACUGUCGAUUGAGGAAACCUGGAAGCUCAACAUUGCUCGCGACAUCUACCGUUUCGAUUACCUGCAAAAAUGGGCCAAGACUGCCAGCCAAUCAGCCUCUGGCAAGCCCAUGGAUGUGCUCAUUUGCCCUGUUUCGAGCGUGAAUAGCACGCCGCACGACGUCAAGCCUUGGUGGGGAUACGGCUCUCAAUGGAACCUGCUCGACUAUCCUGCGGGCGUGCUUCCUGCCGGAAAGGUUCUGGAGAGCGAUGCGUAUCCCGACGGCUACCAGUCGGCCAAUGAGCUAGACAAGGAGAACAUGGAGCUCUAUGAUAACAGCAUGUAUCUGGGGAUGCCGGUGGCUAUUCAGGUGGUUGGGCCAAGGCACGAGGACGAAAAGGUCAUGGGGGCAAUGAGUAUCAUUGACAAGGUGAUUCAUGCCUAA